Saccostrea cuccullata (small rock oyster) is the source of this 768-nucleotide messenger RNA. RefSeq lists its product as uncharacterized. The record is from RefSeq and is a predicted model, not a curated record. Lineage: Eukaryota; Metazoa; Mollusca; Bivalvia; Ostreida; Ostreidae. Bases 1 to 768 code for a protein of 255 amino acids. The transcript is spliced from 3 exons.
AUGGCUGAUAACGUCGGAUUAGUGUUUGCGGUCGAUUACUUUCUUGCGAAAGAGGACAUAGACGAUGAUGACGAUGAUAUUGUCCCAUAUUUUUUUGUUUACUUUAUCAGAAGAGAGCGUGUCCCAUCUAUAAGAAUAUUCUACGAAGAAGUGUUACCAGAUUUCUCUUCUCUUGACUGUAGUAAACAUUUUAGACUAACAAGGCAAACCUUCACACGCUUAUUCCAAGAGACAGAACCAAAUCUAGCCAAGGAUAUUCGGACACAGGGCAAACAAUCCAUAUUGACGGAGAAACGUGCCGUGGUAGGACUGUGGUAUUUAUUUCGGGAUCGAGUUAUAUCUUGGCCAGGUCCCAAGCGUCAGCAAGAAAUUUCUGAUCACUUUGAGGCCGAAUGUAAAAUACCAGGAAUCAUAGGGAUAAUUGAUGGCAGUCACAUUACUCUUACAAACAUUCCCAAUGGAGAUCAAGUCUACAUCAACAGGAAAGGGUAUCCCUCACUCCAGUUGCAAGUUAUUGUAGACCAUAUGUUACUUAUUACAGAUAGCUUUGUUGGAUGGCCAGGGUGUACCCACGAUGCCCGAGUUUUCAGAAAUUCGUAUAUCAUUAAUGAGUUGGAAAAUGGAAUUUUAAAUCCACACUUUUUCAUAAUUGGAGAUUCUGCCUACCCACUGAAGCCUUACCUGAUGACCCCUUUCCGUGAUAAUGGAAGGUUAACUGCCCCCCAGAGACAUUAUAAUAGAAAGUUAUCAACAUCACGUCAAUGUUGA